Messenger RNA from Gadus chalcogrammus (walleye pollock), 12103 nucleotides. It is a transcript of the gene lyst, whose product is annotated as lysosomal trafficking regulator. The record is from RefSeq and is a predicted model, not a curated record. The transcript has 53 exons. NCBI's taxonomy places the organism in Eukaryota, Metazoa, Chordata, Actinopteri, Gadiformes, Gadidae. Gene Ontology annotation, molecular function: protein kinase binding. Gene Ontology annotation, biological process: intracellular protein localization. Bases 433 to 12045 code for a protein of 3870 amino acids. Gene Ontology annotation, cellular component: cytosol; membrane.
UACCUUGCAGUACCAUCUCAUUGACUGUUGACAGAUAGGCUAGCUAUGGGCUUCGCUCCUGUCUGGUUUUGACCUGUUUUGUUUGCAACAGGGCAGGUAUAGUAGAAAUGGUCCGUGUGCUCACACAGCACCCCUCAGCUGUGUGUGUGGGGACGACACGACACAGCGCUCACCAUCCAUACCUCAGAGUGCAUGGAGGAAGUAAUAAUAUCCUCUGAUGCUAGCUAUUGGUAGCUGCUUUAUUGGGAUUUUCCUGCAGAGCCCGCUGUCAAAGAGGCAGACCAGUAUAGCAAAUUUCAUAGAUGUGUCAUGCAUGACUUCGAGGACCGCUUUGGGGACACUUUCGGAAGACCUUCGGAGGAUUGAGGAGGCGACCGACAGACCAAUCAGUGAUAACUGACUUUGCAUCCUCUUCUCGAAGUUGUGCGAGACAUGGCCAGUCCACAUCACAAUGAUCUGUCGUUUGCAUGGGAGAAGUAUAUGGACUGUCGACUACAAGGAGCAGAUCUACAGGUCAGCCUCCAGUGCCUUGAGAACUUCCUCUGCCUCUUCCACUGUGUGCGUAAAGUCCACCACCAUGUUACCCAGGACCUGCUGACCUUCUGCUCAGACAUGAGUGGCGCCAGCAACACGCUGGCCCGGGAGUUCCUGACAGAUGUGCACCAGCUGUGCAGCGCCGUGGCCCAGAGGGCGGAGUCCCGCGAGGAAGACGAGGAGGAGAGUCACAUGGUGGCGCUGGGGGAGUACCUGGUCAGGGGGCGGGGCUUCCUGCUCCUCAGCACGCUGGACUCCAUCAUUGACCAGGAGCUGACUUGUCGGGAGGAGCUCCUCACUCUGCUGCUCUCGCUGCUACCCCUGGUGUGGAAGAUCCCCGUGCAGGAGGACAAAGCCCCAGAUUUCAUCCUGCCGUCCCUGCUGGAGGUGUUCCUCAGCCGGGAGUCGAGGUCGCCCCCUCUCCGAGCCGGACAGAAGGCCCGCCCCGAUGCCCAGAGCAGCGGCAGGCGCUCGCACACGGGCAGCGCGUCGUGGAAGUCGCGGCGGUCCCGCCGCAUCGCCCAGAGGUACUCGGUGAAGGAGGCGCGCCAGUCCCAGCUCUCCACGUCCGAUUCGGACGCCAACGCCGACACCAAGGCGCCGGGGCCGGGCCAGGGCGGGACAAGGGGCAGGCGGACGCACGGCUCUGCCCAGCGCACGUCCACUCACCACUCCCAAGCCCCUCCCAUCCCUGUGUCCGUCGCCACGACUACAGAGACCAUGACCGCAUCGUACCCCCACCCCUGGGGCCCGGGCUCCCAGUCCCUGGACGCCGAGAUCCUGACCGACCCGGCCGCCAUGUCGAUAUUCAACCGCAUGGAGAACUCGCCCUUUGACCUCUGUCACGUGCUGCUCUCCCUGCUGGAGAAGGUGUGCAAGUUCGACAUGAGCAUCAACCACAACCCCGGCCUGGCGGUCAGCGUGGUGCCCACGCUGACAGAGUUCCUGACAGAGUUUGGGGACUGUUGUGGCCCCGGGGGUGGAGGGGGUGGAGGUGGAGGAGGUGGAGGAGGAGGAGCGGGGCCAGAGGAGCUGGCUGGGGGCUGGACGGAGGAGCCCGUCGCCCUGGUCCAGAGGAUGCUCCUACGCACCGUCCUGCACCUGAUGUCGGUGGACGUGGGUCAGAGCGAGGCCCUGCCCGACAGCCUGAGGCGCAGCCUGACCGACCUGCUGCGGGCCACCCUCAAGAUCCGCAGCUGCCUGGACCGCCAGGCGGACCCCUUCGCCCCCCGACCCAAGAAGACCCUGCAGGAGGUCCAAGACGACUUCUCCUUCUCCCGCUACCGCCACCGGGCGCUGCUGCUGCCGGAGCUGCUGGAGGGCGUGCUGCAGGUGUUGCUGGGCUGCCUGCAGGCGUCCGCCUCCAACCCCUUCUUCUUCAGCCAGGCCCUGGAGCUCAUCCACGAGUUCAUCCAGCACCGCGGCCUGGAGCUGUUCGAGGUCACCGUGCUGCGGCUGGAGGGGCUGGCGCGCGCCCGGGACUCGGAGGUGGGCGGCGAGGCCGCCGAGAGGGUGCGGGGCCUCGUCGGCGGCGUCCUGAAGAUCAUCAGCGCCGUGAAGAAGGCCAAGUCGGAGCAGCUCCACCAGUCGGUGUGCGCGCGGCGCCGCCACCGCCGCUGCGAGUACUCCCACUUCCUGCACCACCACCGGGACCUCUCGGGCCUGCCGGUGUCGGCCUUCAAGCAGGCCGCCCGGCGCAACCCCUUCGAGGAGGAGGAGGACGGCUGCAGGGAGGGGCCGGAGGGCGCGGCGGUGCGCUACCCCGAGCGCUGCUGCUGCCUCGCCGCCUGCGCCCACCAGUGCCUGCGCCUCCUGCAGCGGCUGUCCCCCAACGGGCCCGCCGUGCUGCAGCUCCUCGCCGGGGUGCAGGCCGUGGGGAUCUGCUGCUGCAUGGACCCCCGCUCGGUCGUCGGGCCCCUGCUGCACGCCUUCCAGGCGCCGGGGCUGCGCACCUACCAGUCCCACGUGCUCAACGUCCUGGGCCGGCUGAUCCUGGACCAGCUGGGCGGCGGGCAGCCCUCGGAGAAGGCCAAGCUGGCCUCCUGCAACGUCUGCACCCUGGACAGCAGCCAGCUGCCCGGCCUGGAGGAGACGCUGCAGCAGGGCGAGCCCUUUGCCGCCUCCCUCGGCCCGGGCCACCGCUCGCAGGGCAUCCUGCCCAGCGGCGGGGACGCCGAGGACAUGCUGUGGAAGUGGGGCGCCCUGGAGGCCUACCAGGCGCUGGUGUUCGGCGAGGACCGGCUGCUGAGCCAGCAGAUCGCGGGCCACGUGUGCCAGCUCACGCUGCGGGGCAACGCGGUGGUGCAGUGGCAGCUGUACACGCACAUCUUCAACCCCGUGAUGCAGCGGGGGGUGGAGCUGGUGCACCACGCCCAGCAGCUGGGCGUGUCCGCCGUGUGCGCUCAGAUGUGCAGCUACCACUCCCAGUGCCUGCCCGUGGAGGUGCUGCUCGUCUACCUGCAGACGCUGCCGGCGCUGCUCAAAUCAAGGGUGAUCCGGGACCUCUUCAUCAGCUGCAACGGCCUCAGCCAGAUCACAGAGCUCAUCCUCCUGGACCAGACACGCUCCUGGGCGCUGAAGGUGUUCGAGACGCUGAUCCUGGGGGCCGGGGGCCAGCCCGCCGACGGGGCGCUGCAGGAGCUGGAGAGCGAUGCCGGCGCCCAGGAGAGGGACUCAGUCCUGGGCCCCGCGGAGGACCCGGGCUCCCAGGGCGGGGGCACCGGCGAGGGCCCCCAGAGCCUCAGCAAGUUCUACGAGGGCCUGAAGGAGGCGUGCCCCCGGCGGCGGAACCGCGGGGGCGGGGGACCCGGGCCCGGGCGCGGACGGGCGGAGACCCACCUCAACACCAUCAACCUGUUCCUGUGCGUGGCGUUCCUCUGCGUCAGCAAGGAGGCGGACUCGGACCGCGACUCGGCCAACGACUCGGAGGACACGUCGGGCUACGACAGCACGGCCAGCGAGCCGCUGGGGGGCCGGCUGCCCUGCCUGUCCCCCGACAGCGUGGCCCUGCCCUCCAAGGAGCAGGUGCGGCAGGCGGCCGACGUGUGGUCGGUGUGCCGCUGGAUCUACCUGGCCAGCCCCGCCUUCCAGCGGCAGUUCUUCCGGCUGGGGGGCCUGGAGGUGUGCUCCCGCCUCAUGGCCCUGGUCAUCCAGAAGCUCACCUGCAAGAGCAAGGACGGCCGGGGCAAGAAGAAGAGGGGGGCGCUGUCGGUGACGGGCCCCGCCGCCGCCGCCCCGCCGGACCCAGAGGAGACGACGGCGGCUCCGGACGGGACCAGGGACCCGGCCAGGCAGCUGGAGGAGGAGUGGCCCCUACAGAGCAUCCGUCUGCUGGAGGCCCUGCUGGCCAUCUGUCUGCACAGCUCCAGCCCGGCGCUGCAGAGGACGGAGCCCGAGAUGUCCUUCCAGCUCCAGUCGGUGGAAGAGACGCUGUGCGAGGUGAGGGACCAGCUCUCGCGCUCCGGCGUGGUGAACUCCGACCUGGCCGUGCCCCUGUUCGACUCCCUGCUGCGGGUGGCGCUGGCCCGGGUGUCCUCCUGCCCCGACGGCCCCGAGGAGAAACCAGACAGGAAGCUGCAGGUGCCGGUGGAGAGUGUGGCCCCAGCGGGGGACCUGUGUGAGGAGGUAGAGGAGGCGCAGGGCUGCCACGGCGGCAAGGCGGCGGGGGAGGAAGAGGAGGGCUACGACGCCGACAGCGAGAGUAACCCUGACGACAUGGCCAAACAGGAAGAAGGAGCAGAGGCGGAGUCGGCGGCGGUGCGCGAGGGGGCUCUCCGCGGGCUGGCGGAGGCCCCGGGGCCCGGGCUGGGCCGGGGCGCGCUGCUGUUCCCUGAGAUCUGCAGCAUGGAGCUGCAGCUGCUGGCGGCGGGGGCCCCAGACCUGGAGGUCCUGGGACACGUGUUCCACAGCCUGCUGGACACCGUGCACGCCAACCGCCACAACGCCACGCUGCUCUACGACCAGAAGGGAGUCAAGACCAUUCUGACUGGCUUCCACAAGGUCCUCACCCAAACGGAUCCCUCCUACAAAGAUUGCCAGGUUGUGCUGGUGGAGCUGUUGGUUGCCAUGGUGAGCCAGCGCAUUACAGCCGACGAGCUGGCCCUGCUCAUACGCCUCUUCCUGGAGAAGACCGCUCCCAUUGACAUCUUACUGAAGGGAAUCCUGCAGAUCGUGGAGGCCAACAUGGACCUGGAGCCCCUUCACUUCCUCUCCUUCCCCAUCGUCCUGGGGGCCCCCACCACCGCGGGGGCCUCCCCGGGCCCCCGGCAGAACGGCAGCGCCGGCGGGGGGGGGGGCAAGGGCGUGGGGCUGCUCUGGAAGGGCAAGCUGUCUCCCCGCAGAGACGGCGACGCCGAGCCCAGGACCGGCCACGUGCGCUCCUCCCCCUGGCACGCCGCCCCCCUCCACCUGCCCCUGGUGGGGCAGAACUGCUGGCCCCACAUGGCCAGUGGCUUCAGCGCCUCCAUGUGGCUCAGGCUGACGGAGGCGGAGGCGGAGGAGAAGGGCAAAGCUGAGGCGGGGAAGGCCCCGGCGCCCGAGGCCCACCGCGGCAGCUCUCCGGCGGGCCAGAGAGCGCUGGACGAGGGCCUGGUCCACGUUCUGUCCAUGGGCUCCAAGGCCCUGAUGCUUCAGGUGUGGGCGGACUUCUGCACGGGGUCGCUGACGUUCAGGAUCUGCAUCGACCCCAACGACGAGAUCAAGGCCGGGCUGUUGGCCCAGGCGGAGUCGGGGCCGGGCCUGUUGGUCCCGGGCCGCUGGCAGCACCUGGGUCUGACGUACAGCCAGCAGCCGGAGGGCAAGAAGAACAUCCAGGGCCGCAUGGUGGUCUGGGUGUGUGGGAUCCGGAAGUCGGACGUGUCCCUGGACUACACGCUCCCCAGGAAGUCCAGCCUGUCCUCAGACAGCAACAAGACCUUCUGCAUGCUGGGCCACAGCCUGCUGUCCUCGGAGGAGUCGCUCCGGCAGGGGGUCCGCUGGAACCUGGGCACCGUGCUGCUCUUCAACGGUUCGAGGAUCGGCUCUGAAGAGGCCUUCUACCUGUACGCCAGCGGGCCCGACCUCACCUCCAUCAUGCCCUGCAAGUACGGCAAGCCCAGCGGGACCUUCUCCAAGUACGUGACACAGGAGGGCCUGAAGUGCGACCACGUCCGAGAGCUGCUGAUGAAGAGCAAGGACGUGGACACCUCGACACUCGUCGAGAGCCUGGCGGUGGUUUACACUCCCAGCAGUCCCCGGGUGUACACCAUCUACGAGCCGGUCAUCAGGCUGAAGGGCCAGGCCAAGACGGUCGUCACCCAGCGGCCCUUCAGCUCCAAGGAGGUGCAGAGCUCCACGCUGGAGGCCCCGGCGCUGCGAGCCCUGCUGCCCAUCGAGCCCCAGGGCCUGCAGAACGUACUGCACAAGAUCGGAGGCACGGCUACCUUUGUCUUCCUCUUCGCCCAGUCCGUAGAGCUGAGUGACUGCGAGCAGACCCAGGCCCUGGCGUUGCAGGUGCUGCUCUCGCUGGCCAAGUACAACCAGCACCGCAUCCACGAGAUGGACUGUUGCCACGGAUACUCCAUGAUCCACCAGGUCCUCAUCAAAGCCAAGUGCAUCGUUGGAUACCACAUGUUGAAAACCCUGCUGGAUGGCUGCUGCAGUGGGCCCGUCCUCACCCUGGGGGAGGACGGGCAGUUCCGUCUGGACCUCGAGUCCGCCGCCGUGGUGCAGGACAUUCAGCUGCUCUCGGAGGUCCUGCUGGACUGGAAGAUCUGGGCCAAGGCGGAGGCGGGCGUGUGGGAGACCCUGCUAGCCGCCCUGGAGAUCCUGAUCCGGGUGCACCACCCGCAGCAGGUCUUCAACAUCCGACAGUUCCUCAAGGCGCAGGUGGUGCACCGCUUCCUGCUCACCUGCCAGGUCCUACAGGAGAACCGGGACCAGUACCUCACCGCCAUCCCCCAGGAGGUGUGCCUCUCCUUCGUCAAGAUCAUCCAGGAGGUGCUGGGCUCCCCCCCCGACCUGGACCUGCUCAAGCUGGUCUACAACUUCCUGCUGGCCGUGCACCCGCCCACCAACACCUACGUGUGCCACACCCCCACCAGCUUCUACUUCUCCCUGCACAUCGACGGGAAGCUGUACCGGGAGAAGGUGCAGUCCAUCAUGUACCUGAGACACUCCCACAGCGGGGGGAAGUCGGCCAGCAGCUCUGUCUUCUCCCUCUCCCCCACCGUGUUCCCGGACCUCCACCCAGACGGCCAGCCGGCGGCCUCUUCCUCCGAGCCCUCCACAGACGACCACUUCCUGCGGCCCCCCAGUCUGACGCCGUCCCCCCACCCCUCCCCGGCCGCCAGUCCCCGGAGAGCCCCUAGCCCCGCCCCCCCCCCUGGAGAGGUUGGAGGCGAGGCCCCGCCCCCACAGGGGGCUCUGGGCAGCACGGAGACCCUGACGAGGGGCGGCGGCGGCGGCGGCGGCGGCGGCGGCGGCGGAGACGAGGCGCUCCUCAGCAGCUGCGACUCGGCCAAGACCAUCUGCGAGUCGCGGGAGUCCGGGGGGGACGGGCGCGCCGCCUCCCCCAACCCGCCCUCCCCCCGCCCGCCCUCCAUCAGCGUGGAGGACCCCGACGAGGAGCUGGAAAGCCUGGCGGAGGGCAGCGUGGGCGGCGCCGAGUCGGAGGACCGCUUCGACUCGCCAGGGGGCGAGGAGGCGCCACGGCGGCCCGACAGCCUGAAGGGCAUCCAGUCCUUCCAGCGGAGCCACAGCAACCUGGCCAGCCUGGGCCUGGCCUUCCCCGCCGCGGCCGCCGUCAACGGCUCGCUGGCCGUGGGCCGCUGGCCCGGCGGCGGCACCGUCGGGGCGGCCGCCGAGCGCGGCUCGCUGCCCGAGGACUGGGAGAGCUACACCUACUCCCCCGGGUACGAGAGGAUGCACAGCAAGUCGGAGGAGGACGACAGGUCCACCACGGAGGACUGCCUGGUGCUGGUCUGCUGCGGGCUCUACGACCUCCUGCGGGGGCUGCUCCUGCUGCUGCCCGACCUCAUGCUGGAGGAGGUGAUGGACAAGCUGAUCCAGCCCGAGGCGCUCAUCGUGCUGGUCAACCACCCCUCUCCCCUCAUCCAGCAGGGGGUCAUGAAGCUGCUGGACGCGUACUUCACCAGAGCCUCCAAGGAGCAGAAGGAGAAGUUCCUGAAGAACCACGGCUUCUCCCUGCUGGCCAACCAGCUGUACCUGCACCAGGGCAGCCAGGGCCUGCUGGAGUGCUUCCUGGAGAUGCUGUUCGGCCGGCCCGUGAGCCUGGAGGAGGGCCUGGACCUGGAGGACAUGGAGGGCAUCUCCCCCUUCAGGAAGCGCUGCAUCAUCCCCAUGCUGGGGCUGAUCGAGAACUCCCUGUACGAGAACGCCCUGCUGCACAACCUGCUGUGCAUGCUGCUGCAGCUGCUCAACGCCUGCCCCAAGCUGGCCGACAUCCUGCUGGACCACGGCCUCCUCUACGUGCUCUUCAACACGCUGUCCACCCUCAACGGCAUGGAGAGCGGGAUCCCCCUCAACGACUACAAACUGCUGGUGUGUGACAUCCAGCAGCUUCUGGUGGCCGUCACCAUCCACUCCUGCAGCUCCUCCGGCUCCCAGUACUUCCGCAUCAUCGAGGACCUCAUCAGCCUGCUGGGCUUCAUGCAGACCAGCAAGAUGCGCCGCACGCAGGAGAUGGCCGUGGCCCUCCAGUUCCGGGUGCUGCAGUCGGCGAUAGAGUUCAUCCGGACCACCGCCAACCAGGACCCCCAGAAGCUGAGCAACUCCAUGAACCUGCCCAGCUCCCCCCACCAGGCCAUCCACCCCAAGCGCAAGAGCAUCAGUGGCGGCCCAGGCCGGCGCCGCUUCUCCAUGGUGCAGCCGGACCUGCUGCUGAUCCGCAUGCGCUCGGUGGCGUCCGACGAGCUCAGCCAGAUGAUGCACCGGCGCAUGAGCCAGGAGAACCCGAUCCGCGCCAGCGAGACGGAGUUCGUCCAGCGGCUGCAGAGGCUAGUGGUGCUGGCCGUCAACCGGCUCAUCUACCACGACAUGAGCCAGGACUUCUACCAGCUGCUGAACUUCCCCGAGACCCCGGACCACCUGCUGUCCACGCCCGAGCCGGCCGACCCCGGGCACGACGAAGGCUGCUCCUCGUCUUCCUCUGUGCCGGCCUCCCCCGUCCCCUUCCCCCUCCCGCCCGCCAGCAAGAAGAGCUUCCAGAGAGACAUCCUGCGGCUGAUGAUGGAGGGGAUCAAACUCAGCCUGGGCAGUACGGGCCGCGGCGGGGCCCCCCACCAGCAGUGGCGCCGCAUCCUGUGGUCCAGCCGGGACACAUUCCGGGUCCAGAUCGGGCGCCUGCUGGUGCACACCCUCAGCCCCGCCCAGCCCCUCGCCGACCGCAAGGAGGCGCUGGACUUCGUGUUCGACCCGCGGCACGGGGACAUCCUGAGGGAGAGCCUCAGCCCGGGCCUGGAGCACGGGCCCAAGCUGGCUCUGUCGCUCCACGAGCUGCUCCACGACCACAAGGAAGGCCUGAGCCGCGAGGAGCAGAACGCGGCCGCCGUGUUCAUGACCUCCCUGAAGCUGUGCGGCCACCGCUGCAUCCCGCCCAGCGCGCCCCACAAACCAGACAUCCUCAAGGCCAUCAAGGAGGAGAAGUUGAAAUACGAGGCGGACGAGAAAACCAGCAGACUGGCGUGGGAGAAGAAAAUGACCAACACUCAGAAAAGUCUCAUCCAGAGGCUGGACGGCAAGUCCCGCGACAUCUCCAAGAUCGCGGCGGACAUCACCCAGAGCGUGUCGCUGCGGCAGGGCAUGGAGAGGAAGAAGGUGAUCCUGCACAUCCGCAGCCUCUACAAGACCAACCUCAGCGCCAGCCGCCGGUGGCAGGAGCUGGUGCAGCAGCACUCGCACGACCGGGCGGUGUGGUACGACCCGGCGUCCUACCCCACCUCCUGGCAGCUGGACCCCACCGAGGGCCCCAACCGCGAGCGGCGGCGGCUGCAGCGCUGCUACCUCACCAUCCCCAACAAGUACCUGCUGAAGGACCGGCGCAAGGCCGAGGACGCGGCCAAGCAGCCGCUGUCCUUCCUGUUUGAGGACAACACCCACUCGUCCUUCUCGUCCACCGUGAAGGACAAGGCCACCAGCGAACCCAUCAGGUUCACCAGGAGGUGCAUCAGCGUCGCUCCCUCCGUCGAGACGGCAGGCGAGCUGCUCCUGGGGAAGUCAGGGAUGUACUUUGUGGAGGACAACGCCACGGAUGCACACGACAGCCAGAGCCCUCAUUCUGAGCUGGAGGCCGCCUCCUUCUCCUGGACCUACGAGGAGAUCAAGGAGGUGCACAAGCGCUGGUGGCAGCUCCGGGACAACGCCGUGGAGAUCUUCCUCACCAACGGGCGCACCCUGCUGCUGGCCUUUGACACCACAAAGUUCCGCGACGACGUGUACCACAACAUCCUGACCUCUGACCUCCCCAACCUGCUGGAGCACGGCAACAUCAGCGCGCUGACCCAGCUGUGGGGCUCGGGGCAGAUCUCCAACUUCGAGUACCUGACGCACCUCAACAAGCACGCUGGGCGCUCCUUCAACGACCUCAUGCAGUACCCCGUGUUCCCCUUCAUCCUGCGCGACUACAUCAGCGAGACCCUGGACCUGCAGGAGCCCGGCAUCUACAGAAACCUCAACAAACCCAUCGCCGUGCAGUCCAAGGAGAAAGAGGACCGAUACGUUGACAACUACAAGUACCUUGAGGAGGAGUACAAGAAGGGGCUCCGUGAGGACGACCCCAUGCCCCCGGUGCAGCCCUACCACUACGGCUCCCACUACUCCAACAGCGGCACCGUGCUCCACUUCAUGGUGCGCAUGCCCCCCUUCACCAAGAUGUUCCUGGCCUACCAGGACCAGAGCUUUGAUAUCCCCGACCGCACCUUCCACUCCAUGAACACCACCUGGCGCCUGUCCUCCUUCGAGUCCAUGACCGACGUCAAGGAGCUCAUCCCCGAGUUCUUCUACCUGCCCGAGUUCCUGGUCAACCGAGAAGGGUUCGACUUCGGCGUGCGUCAGAACAGCGAGCGCGUGAACCACGUGAACCUGCCGCCCUGGGCGCGCAACGACCCGCGGCUCUUCGUGCUGAUCCACCGCCAGGCGCUGGAGUCGGACCAGGUGUCCCACACGCUGUGCCAGUGGAUCGACCUGGUGUUCGGCCUCAAGCAGAAGGGCCGUGCCGCCGUGCACGCCAUCAACGUCUUCCACCCCGCCACCUACUUCGGGAUGGACGUGUCUGCGGUGGAGGACCCGGUGCAGCGGCGGGCCCUGGAGACCAUGAUCAAGACGUACGGCCAGACCCCCCGGCAGCUGUUCAGCGGGACCCACGUGGGGCGGGCGGGGGGGCCCCGGCUCCUGAUGGACGGCGAGCUGCCCAACGCCGUGGGGCUGUUGGUGCAGCUCGCCUUCAGGGAGAACCGCGAGCAGGCCAAGGAGAUCGUCUACCCGAGCCCCCUCCCCUGGAUCAAGGGGCUGAAGUGGGGGGAGUACGUGGGGUCCCCCAGCGCCCCGGACCCGGUGGUGUGCUUCAGCCAGCCCCACGGCGAGAGGUUCGGCUCCCUGCUGGCGCUGCCCACGCGGGCCAUCUGCGGCCUGUCGCGCAAGUUCUGCCUCAUGAUGAUCUACAGCAAGGAGCAAGGCGUGAGGAGCAUGCACAGUACGGACAUCCAGUGGUCGGCCAUCCUGAGCUGGGGCUACGCUGACAACAUGCUGCGACUGAAGAGCAAGCAGAGCGAGCCGCCCAUCAACUUCAUCCAGAGCUCCCAGCUGCACCAGGUGACGAGCUGUGCCUGGGUGCCGGACGGCUGUCAGCUCUUCACAGGUAGCAAGUGUGGAGUCAUCACCGCCUACAGCAACCGCUUCACCAGCACAACGCCGUCGGAGAUGGAGGUGGAGAGCCAGGUGCACCUGUACGGCCACACGGGCGAGGUGACGGGCCUGUUCGUCUGCAAACCCUACAGCAUCCUCAUCAGCGUCUCCCAGGACGGCACCUGCAUCCUCUGGGACCUCAACAGGCUAUGCUACGUCCAGAGCCUCACGGGCCACAAGAGUCCGGUGACGGCCGUGUCCGGCAGCGAAACCACCGGGGACAUCGCCACGGUCUGCGACUCGGUGGGCGGUGGCAGCGACCUGCGCCUGUGGACGGUGAACGGCGACCUGAUUGGCCACGUCCACUGCCGGGAGAUCAUCUGCUCCGUGGCGUUCUCCAACCAGCCCGAGGGCGUGUCCGUCAACGUCAUCGCCGGCGGCCUGGAGAACGGCGUCGUCAGGUUGUGGAGCACGUGGGAUCUGAAGCCGGUGCGAGAGAUCACCUUCCCCAAGUCCAGCAAACCCAUCAUCAGCCUGACGUACUCCUGCGACGGCCACCACCUGUACACGGCCAACAGCGAGGGCACGGUGAUGGCCUGGUGCCGGCGGGACCAGCAGCGCAUGAAGCUGCCCAUGUUCUACUCCUUCCUCAGCAGCUACGCCGCGGGCUGAGCUCCCCUUGUCACCGCUGCAACUCUCCACCACCACCACCACCACCACCACUACUACG